Hydra vulgaris (swiftwater hydra) is the source of this 1610-nucleotide messenger RNA. RefSeq lists its product as uncharacterized. Gene Ontology annotation, molecular function: DNA-binding transcription factor activity. NCBI's taxonomy places the organism in Eukaryota, Metazoa, Cnidaria, Hydrozoa, Anthoathecata, Hydridae. The record is from RefSeq and is a predicted model, not a curated record.
AAAGUAUCACUCAAAAGGCGAUCAAAGUCCACUUGAAAAUUAUACGUAAUUAUGCGGAAAUUACAUAUGCAAAAUUAAAUAAAAUAUGCUAAAAAUAGCUUCGAGAGCACAUGUUACUCUUACAGCCGUUUAGGAACGAAAGUGAACUUCAAUAUUGUUCUAAUUGCCACUGUUAUAUCUGUUUUGAAACCGUUAAUCUUAUUGUGAUUUUAUAAUUUUUGUUUUGUCAAUAUCACGGUGCCUUGUUUUCAUAACAUUCAAUUCUUCAUUGUCUUUGAUUUAGUUAACAUUUUUGUGUAAAUAGAAUAAUGUCAAUAAGCUCUGGUUCAGAUUUGUCCGAUUAUGAAGACAUUACUGAUACAUAUAAAGUAGAAGAAGACACUACAACUUUGAAAGUUUUAGACAACACCAAGCCUUGCAUUUGCGAUUCAGUUGAGGAAGCUACUCGAUUUCUUCAUAGUUAUGAAAUCAGUAAUUCUGUUAGGUUUGCUGCCCUUUCCACUCCAAAGAGCUUUGGAAGUUCAGUUAUACAUGGAACCCAACAUAAAGUAUUAUGGGAAACAUCUGAAGACUAUGCUACUCCUUAUAUUAUAUUAUCUACAAAAAGAUACAAUUGUCACCAUGGUUUCGAUCGGAACGCUGCUGCAAAAAGGAAGCAUAAUGAAGCAAAAGAAAAUCAGAAAGUGGAUCAUUUAUACAUAACUGAUUAUGUUAUCAUACAAGAUACUAAAAAGUUUAAUUGUCCUGCAAAAGCCAUUAUGAAAGAAGUGGUAUAUUUCACUGACUUCAAGCUUAUUAAUUCCAGUAAUUAUCGUAAGAAGCAACAGUCAAAAGAAAUGAAAUAUUCGUUGCUACAAAAAAAGGAUGUGGUAAUUAGUCGAAAAAUUAUUGUUGAGAUAGACUGCUUAAAUGAUCACAAAAAUCACCCUCUUGGCAAGAUUGAGCUACUCUCACAAAAAAUUGAUCCACGCUUAUCAGUUAAAAUUUCUGAAUACAUUAAAGAUGGUGUUUCUAAUGUGCGUGAGAUGAGAAGACUUUUAAAUAUUACUGUCAAUGAAAUGUUUGGAAAGAAAAAUCUUCCUUCUAGAACCAACAGAAGAUUUUAUCCAAGAACUGACAUAAUUCGUUCGCACAUGGUCAAAGAGCGUCUAAAGCAAAGAUACUCGAACAUCGACCAAGACUGCUUAGAAAUCAAAAUAAAAGAAUGGAAAGAAGCUGAAUCAUCUGCCAAUAUCUAUUUUUGACCUAAAGAACGGGGUAACAGUGCUGAGCUCUUGUUUGUAUACCAAGCAUUUUGGCAAAAAAAACUGCUAAAAAAAAUAUGGGAAUGAGAUGUUGUUUUUGGAUGCAACAUACAAAACGACACGAUAUUCUUUACCUUUGUUUUUUUUGGUUGUCAAAACAAAUGUGGAUUAUCAAAUUGUAGCAACCUUUGUAAGCGAAAGUGAAACUUUUGAAUCGAUAUCUGAAGCACUUGUUAUCUUAAAGUCUUGGAAUGAAAAUUUGCAACCUCUUUAUUGCAUGACUGAUUAUUGUAAUGCUGAGAUACGUGCUCUCGAAACUAUUUUUAUUGGUGCGUAUUUAUUUAUUUUACAUGAAGUUAAUUUAAC